This is a messenger RNA of Trifolium pratense (red clover), 2096 nucleotides long. RefSeq lists its product as uncharacterized. Bases 179 to 1855 code for a protein of 558 amino acids. The transcript has 14 exons. Lineage: Eukaryota; Viridiplantae; Streptophyta; Magnoliopsida; Fabales; Fabaceae. The record is from RefSeq and is a predicted model, not a curated record.
AACGUAAAACAAAGCUCUCUCUCUCUCUCUCUCUCUCUCUCUCUCUCUCUCUCUCUCUCUCUCUCUCUCUCUCUCUCUCUCUCUCUCUCUCUCUCUCUCUCUCUCUCUCUCUCUCUCUCUCUCUGUGUGUGUGUGUGUGUGUGUGUGUCUCUGUAUCUUCAAGUUUUGUACUGCCUAGAUGCAUGUUUAUGUGGCAACAUCAUUACCGAGCCUAAAUUGGUUUCUUGGGUUGUUUGGUUCCUCGGCCAAGAAAGUACACAUUUCUGGCACCAAAAUUGAUGAAUCUUUGUCCUUAGUAGGGACCAUAUUGUUGGCAAUUGUGAUUGGUGUUAUGUUGUUGUACUUGUACCGGUCGGGAGAAAGUGAAGAACUCAAUUCUAAUUAUACCAAUGAGGUUGACGAAGGUGAGCUGGAGGAGCACAUCAUCGAUGAAUCAGACAGGGAUUUUGAUUGGGAUCAACAGCUUCAUCGUCGGACUUCCGAGCGCGGUGGUGCGUCAAGAAGACAUGUUCCGUGUGCAUCCUGUGGUGAUCAAAGCACCACUAGGUGCGCUCGCUGCAAGGUUGCUAGAUAUUGCUCGGUGGAAUGCCAAAUUGGACAUUGGAGGUCGUGGCAUAGAUAUGAAUGCUUUAAAAUAGAGACGGAAGAAGGUGAAGCAAGAGAUGUUCAUGCUCACCAAAACCCCAUGCUUGUCGACAAUUAUCAUAAUGAGAGUAUCUCAAAUGGGUUACAUGGUAAUGGAGUCGAAUUGAUGAGUUCAAAUUCGGGAACAAUGGAUGGAUCAAGUAGUAGUGAUGUGAACAACUCUCAUGUUGGUUGUGAACAAUGUGGUAGUCCAAGUACCACCAGAUGCUCACGAUGCAAAGCCGUCAGAUACUGUUCUACAAUGUGUUUGAUUAUGAACUGGAAAUGGCAUAAAUAUAAAUGCAUUCCAGGGGAUGUGAGUUCAACUCCAACAGAGAGACCUAAUAGAAAUGAAGAGGAAGAGAAAGAUAUUCAUUCAUCUACUCCCCUCUAUUUGGAGCUUCAUCCAGAAGGAACCUCGAACUUCAACUCUCCAACUAAAGUAUCACAGAUUACUACGACCAAGGAAAACCAAGAGCCUAAAACUCAAUGGGUGAAACACCUUGAAGAUGAACUAGUAAAGUCUAGGGAAGAGAUUUUUGCAAUACAAUCAGAGCGUGACGAGUGGAAGAAGCGAGCAAAUUUCGCUAGAGAAAGGUUUCAAAGCUUCAAAGAAGAAUCUGAAAAACAUUUGUCUGCGUUGAGAAAUGAAAAUGAAUUAAUAUCAAAUGCAGAGAAGAAAGCUUGCAAUGUAAUUCAUAGUUUACAGUUGCAGAUUGCAGCACAAGAAAACAUUGCAGAGAAAAGAAGACUAGAAGAACAUAUACAAAUGGUAGAGAGUGAAUGUGCUAUGCUGAAGAAAGAACUACAAGAAGAGCACAAACAUGUUCAAUAUCUUUCACUAGAGUAUAACAAGAGCCAUGAGACUACACUAAUUGCUAUAAGAGAAGUAGAAGCGGUAAAACAAGAGCUUCUAGAAGAGCGCGAACAUGUUAAACGAGUUAAAGAGAAUUUUAUUAGAGAUGUUACAGUCGCUGAAUCAAGAGCCAUUUUUGCUGAGGCAAAAUUCAGUGAUCUUCAGAGGAAAAUCAAACUGACAGAUCAUAAGGUUCUUGUCAAGACAGAUAGUUUGGGCAAACCUUCUAUGGCAUGCACUAUAUGUCUGACCAAUGAAAAGGACAUGGCCUUUGGGUGUGGACACAUGACUUGCAGAGACUGCGGAUCAAAAUUAUCAAAAUGUCCGAUAUGCCGGGAGCAGAUAACGAGUCAUAUUAAGUUAUUUCCUGGGUGAAUAAGUAUUUCAGUGCUCAUAUAUUAUUUUCAUGUGGGCACCAAAUAUAUUUUGUACAUAGUGUUACCUGUAGUCUCCAUCAAACCUCUUUUAUACCUUAUUGUGGUGUUUCAUAUUUUUUACUUAAUGUUGCAUUAUCAACUAAAUAGUCAGUUAACUAGCUAGUAUCACAAAGCAACAUAUAGUAUAUAAAUAAUAUUGUAAUAUAUUUGUAGUAUAAUUGUAGUAUGCAGUUAAAGUA